AUGGCUGCUCAACCCUCCUACUCCUUCAUUGCUAUUGCAUUGUUGCUUGCUGUCGCUUCUGCAACAUCUGCAUUAGAAUUCAGUUACGCUGGUACAAAUGGCCCUGCCAAGUGGGGAAGCUUGAACCUAAAAUUCUCUGCAUGCACGUCUGGAGAAACUCAGUCUCCUGUCAACAUUAUCAAGAAAGAGGCCGUGGAAAACAAAAAUUUGACACCCUUGACCAGGGAUUACAAACGUGCAAACGCUACUCUUGUUAACAAUGGCUUUAAUAUUGGGUUGAGCUAUGAAGGGAAUCCUGGAGUCCUGAUUGUAGAUCAUAAAAACUACACAUUGAAGGAAAUGCACUGGCAUUCUCCUUCCGAGCAUCAGAUUGACGGAAUCCAAUACGCCGCCGAGCUUCAUUUAGUCCACGCGAAAGAUUCUGGCUCUGUCGCUGUUGUGUCAAUACUCUACGAACUUGGUGAUGCUGAUCCAUUUAUCAAAAAGAUUAAAGACAAGCUGGAUGCUCUAGCAAAGGAGGUUUGUGCUGCUAAUGAAGAAGCCCGUAUUCCUGUUGGGUUCUUGGACAAUAAGCUCGUACGAAAAAAUACCCGCAAGUACUACAGAUACGUUGGUUCUUUCACCAGUCCUCCAUGCACUGAAAAUGUGAUCUGGAACAUUCUUGGCAAGGUGAGAACAAUAUCGAAGGAGCAGCUAGAAGCCCUGAGAGCUCCAUUGGGUAAUGAUUACAAGCAGAAUUCAAGGCCAGUGCAGUCGCUGAAUGGAAGAACGAUUGAACUGUAUAAUGAAUUCACCGACUAAAAUUAUUCCUACUGGAAACAAAUUUUUAUUUUCCUGUCAUACGAGCUUCUGUAUGCAAUAGUAUUGCUAAUUUACCGGCGUAGGUCAUUUCCAUGACAUCUCAGCUGUGUAUGCAGAUGUAGCUUC
Messenger RNA from Populus euphratica (Euphrates poplar), 927 nucleotides. Its product is annotated as alpha carbonic anhydrase 1, chloroplastic-like. The record is from RefSeq and is a predicted model, not a curated record. Gene Ontology annotation, molecular function: zinc ion binding; carbonate dehydratase activity. NCBI's taxonomy places the organism in Eukaryota, Viridiplantae, Streptophyta, Magnoliopsida, Malpighiales, Salicaceae. Gene Ontology annotation, biological process: one-carbon metabolic process. The transcript is spliced from 6 exons. The coding region runs from base 1 to 801 and encodes 266 amino acids.